AAAUCGGUCGUGGUUGCCAUUAAAAUGUAAAACUGCUUUCGUGUUAUCGACUCGAGUAAUAGUUAUAUGUGGUUCUCACAACUGGUGCAUUUAUUAAUUUAUUAUAAUAUAUUAUUAUGUUUGCACACGGGAAAAUGGUUGUAAUCACGAAGCUGAGUGCUAAACUCUGCUAUCACUUAUCGCGAGACACAAAGUGUUUUUUUUUUACAGACCACGGGCCACCACGCACGCGUCUAAAUUGUAAUCUCAUUUUAACUUUAUAAAUCUGAUGACAUUUGGCUCAUUGUAAUUUCGUACACAAUUAUAAUAGAUAAUGUAUAAUGUAUUACGCGGCAACGAUUACUGUAGUCUUGAAAAUGCUAAUACAAUGGUUAAUAUGCGGUUAUGCGAACCUCUCCGUUCUUGCUAAUAGUUGCUAUAAUUGAAGUAAAUAAUUACUACGAUGGUGCCAUAUCGUUGCCGUUGCGGCGGCGGGUUGAUGUCGACAUUAAUGGUGGCUGCUGUCCUCGUGUGCGGUGCUGUCGCAGGGACGAUGCAAGUCGAGUACAGCUGGGUGUACGUGGACUAUACAUUUGCCAGUCCGAAUCACCGAGAAUCGGCCAUCAACUCCGGGAAGUUCAUUCCUGAAAACUGUGUCAUACUGGACGUGGACAUAUUUCAAGGUCCAUCUGAAGAAAAAUUAUACUUCAAUAUGGGUUCAAAUUCAAAUUCUGCUGUUACAAAACAACGAGUGUUUGUAACGGUUCCUCGUAUCAAGCCGGGAAAUCCUGCAUCGAUCGCAGAAGUAGUUCCAGGAGAUCGCCCAAGUUCCGUGCUAUUAGCGCCGUACCCGAAUUGGAAGGCUAAUACUAUUUCAGAAGAAACGAUCAAUUGUGACGAUACGAUUGUUUCAGUAUUUAGAACCAAAAUUGACUACCUCGGUCGAUUUUGGGUUGUUGAUGUCGGCACAUUAGAUCAAUUUGAGAUGACAGCUCGUUCCGUGUGUCCUCCAAAACUUUUGAUAUUCGACUUGAAAAAUGGCGAUAGAGUUAUAAAAACGUAUAAAUUUCCUUCGUCACAGGUAAAAGACGUUUCAUUGUUUACUAACAUCGAAGUCGAUAUCAGAGAUUCAAAGGGCCGUAAUACAUUUGCUUACAUAACCGAUACUACUGCAUAUAAACUUGUCGUGUAUGAUUUUAAAAAUGACGAAAGUUGGGUGAUAGAUCAAGCAUACUUUUACCCGUACCCAAAUAAGGCUCAUUUUAAAAUUAAAGGAGUUAACUUCGACUUAAUGGAUGGAAUAUUAGGAUUAGCCUUAGGUCCUAUAAUAAAAAACGAUCGAAAAUUGUAUUUCCACGCCUUCGCUAGCAUCAGGGAAUCGUGGGUGAACACCAACACAUUGCAAAAUAAAUCGUUGUUUCAAAAUGGUUUAAUCGACGGUUCCGGUACAUUCUUUUUGUCUUCGGAAGUUAGAGAAACCCAAUCUAGUAUUGAAGUGAUGACUGACAAUGGAGUACUUAUAUACGCAUCAAUGGAUAACAGUUUGGGUUGUUGGAACAUCCAGGACCCAUUUACAACUAAAUACACCCACAGGAUAUAUAAGAGUGACGAAGAUUUUCAAUUUCCCAGUGGCAUGAAAAUUGUAGGGGACAAAGUGUGGGCAGUGUCAAGUCAACUUCAAAAUCAUUUCACCACUAUGGUCACUAAUCGUAAAUCGGUCAAGUACAGGGUGCUGGUUGGUCGAGUUGACGAAUUGAUAAAACGCACAGGAUGCGAUAAGAGGACAAGAUUCGACGACGAUAACGACGAGUAUCUUGUCGAAUCAUUUGACGAUAACAUAUUACAUGAAUGGCGUGCGGUACCAGACACGGAACCAUGGAGCUAUUCGAGAAUGUCCAGGGUGUUCGAAGACAAAAAUGGCGCACAUCAGACUCCCGUUAAGUCGUUGGUAUUGACCGGAAACGUAAACGUACACGGUCACAGUAAAUCGGCGUCGUUAUCCUACGAUUGCCGUAUGAGUAUGAUCAACGGUCAACUGAAAAACCGCGACUGUUUGGGCAAGUCUCGUCGGAGGAACCGGGUGAGGCGCGGUCUGGGUCCUCAAAGGUGACGCAUCUUUAUUAUCGUUGCCAGUUGCUUGUGGUGAUCAUUGUGACAUACAACAUGUGUAACGGCUCAUAUAUCCAUAUCCAGAAGAAAUUUAUAAACAACUUCUGUGUUAUGUUUUUUUUUUUUUUAUAUGUAUAUAAAAUAUAAUUUAAACCGUACAUAACCUCAUAGGUCAUAAUCAUAAACGAUGCAUAUAUAUUACGAUAUUUAGUUAGUAUAUAUUUAGAGAUCGCGAUUGCGCAACGCGUACCUAUAUAAUAUAAUAUAUGUAGCGGAAGUAGUAUCACGAGUUGUUUCUAGAAGCUCAUUAGUAUAGGUAGGUAUAUAAUUAGUUACGUUCGUAUAAGUAUGCGUUAAGUUAGAGACAUAAGUAAGUGUGUACUGAAGAAUACAUUUUACAUUCUAAAUGUGAUUAGUGCGUGUCCGUAAACCAUUUUGAGAAAUCUAGGUGUUUGUAGACGAUGAGAAAUAAUUAUGCAACUAUUUACACAUAUUACUUAUAUUAUAUAUAAUAUAUUGCUUAGGAUAAACGUAAAUAACAUAACCAAGCCUAAUUAGAAUUAUUCUA
Acyrthosiphon pisum (pea aphid) is the source of this 2656-nucleotide messenger RNA. Its product is annotated as protein yellow. NCBI's taxonomy places the organism in Eukaryota, Metazoa, Arthropoda, Insecta, Hemiptera, Aphididae. The transcript is spliced from 8 exons. The coding region runs from base 443 to 2089 and encodes 548 amino acids. Gene Ontology annotation, cellular component: extracellular region. The record is from RefSeq and is a predicted model, not a curated record.